AUGAUGGCCAAACAACUACCUACCAUGGCGGAUAUAGCAUCACUUGCACGAGCGGGUAUAGUAGCAGCAACCACUAAGAAGAUCACCUGCGACAUUGUAACACCUGGAUUAACCUGUAGUGGCACGUUGAAGCUCACGUCCAGCGCCUUCUCUGUGACCGUGAAUAUGGACGACUUGCAGGUCGAGGGGGAUUCCAAGUACAUGGCAUAUAUUGAUAGUAUUGGCGGCACCUGGCCCUACAACCUUGUGGAGGCGGUCUAUCCACGCCGCCACAUGCUACGCACCACAGCGGUGGAGAUAUUCCUGACCAAUCAGAAGCCGCUAAUGUUCGUCUUCUCCAAUAGCGAUGAUUUGGCCACAGUCAUUCGUGCCUUGCCUGCCAGUUGGUUGGGUAUUGGUCGCAAGGGCUUUCUGGGCUUGCGCUCGGAUUUGCGGUCGGCGCCGGAGAUAUUUGCCAUUGCGGAUAUAACUAAAAGGUGGCAACAACGGCAGAUGACCAACUUCGAGUAUCUCAUGCGCAUCAACACAUUGUCUGGGCGUACGUACAACGAUCUCAACCAGUAUCCAGUGUUUCCCUGGGUACUUAGUAAUUAUACCUCAGAGAUACUCGACCUGAGCGACCCAGCCAACUAUCGGGACCUUUCUAAGCCUGUGGGCGCACUCAACGAAACACGCCUCAAGAGCUUUGUGGAGAGGUGCGAUUGCGGCUGUUGGUGUAUACCUGUAUUUACGUAG
This is a messenger RNA of Sphaeroforma arctica JP610, 735 nucleotides long. RefSeq lists its product as hypothetical. The record is from RefSeq and is a predicted model, not a curated record. NCBI's taxonomy places the organism in Eukaryota, Ichthyosporea, Ichthyophonida. Gene Ontology annotation, molecular function: protein kinase binding. The transcript has 3 exons. Gene Ontology annotation, cellular component: membrane; cytosol. Bases 1 to 735 code for a protein of 244 amino acids. Gene Ontology annotation, biological process: intracellular protein localization.